Messenger RNA from Medicago truncatula (barrel medic), 444 nucleotides. Its product is annotated as S-protein homolog 5. NCBI's taxonomy places the organism in Eukaryota, Viridiplantae, Streptophyta, Magnoliopsida, Fabales, Fabaceae. The record is from RefSeq and is a predicted model, not a curated record. The transcript has a single exon. The coding region runs from base 1 to 444 and encodes 147 amino acids.
AUGCAACAUAAUGAAUCUGAAUACUACAACAUGUUGAGGGUGAAUGUUUUAGUUAUUGUUGUAUUGUUGAUUGUUGCAACUGCACAAGCUCAACAAGAAGGCGAUUGGAACUUAUACAAAACAACCGUUCGUGUUCAAAAUAUAUUGGGAGGUAAUAGUGUUCUUGUGGUUCAUUGCCAUUCAUCAGACAAUGAUCUUGGCAAACAUGAUGUUAUUGGCGGGGCAUUUGUAGAAUGGAAAUUCCGUGUCGAUUUGAGGGAAACUACACUCUUCCGUUGCACCCUUCAAUGGGAUAACGUACCUGAAAAGAAUGUAGUCAUUUAUGAUGCAAAAAUAGACAAUCCAAUAUGUAGAGAAAGAUGUUGGCGAGAAGUAAGACCCGAUGGACUCUUUUUUUUGCAUGAGAAGGGAUCUGGUUUUUGGGAGAAAAGAUACUCAUGGUGA